AUGCGGGUCCCUAUGCCCGACCGACCUCCGCCUCAGGUUGAAAAGUUUGAUGGCACGACGAAUCCAGAUCAUCAUUUGCGGAACUUCAUUGAUUGUACAGCCUUUUACACUCAAAGUGACCCGGUAAAAUGUCGGGCGUUCUCCCUAUCACUGAGGGGUGAAGCCCUAGAGUGGUAUUACACCCUUCCACCCAAUUCGGUGGACAGUUUCUGCAUGCUGAUGGGCAUGUUCAAAAAGCAAUACUCCACCAACCGGUACGAGGAGGUUACUGCGGCCGAGCUAGUCAAUCUCAGACAGGGGAAAGACGAAACUCUCAGAGCCUUCAUGCAUCGAUACAAUCACGCCGCUCGGAAGAUAAAAGGUGUCAGUCCCGAAUUCAUCAUUAGCAGUCUACCCAAUUGCCUAAAAGCGGGAUUCGUCUCUGAAAGCUUAUACGCUGAGUUACCCAGUACGUUGGAGGAGUUGCAGCAAAAAAUGGCCAAAUUUAUCAAAAUGGAAGAUCAAAGGAUCUUUCGGAAACAACAACACGAGGAGCAUCCGGUAAGUGGUAACAAGAAGGAGGGGAAGCGUCGGGUUGAAAAUGCCCGGGAUCAGAAACCACCGGCGAUUCUAAACCCUAGAUACGACCGCUAUGCGCACCUUACUGUCCCUAGAGAAAAGGUGUUGGAGAAGGCUCUACAGUCCAACCUGAUCUUUCAAAGAAGAAAAUUUCCACCUAAAAACGUGGCGACGUAG
Vigna radiata var. radiata (mung bean) is the source of this 735-nucleotide messenger RNA. RefSeq lists its product as uncharacterized. The record is from RefSeq and is a predicted model, not a curated record. The transcript has a single exon. Bases 1 to 735 code for a protein of 244 amino acids. NCBI's taxonomy places the organism in Eukaryota, Viridiplantae, Streptophyta, Magnoliopsida, Fabales, Fabaceae.